Messenger RNA from Oncorhynchus nerka (sockeye salmon), 939 nucleotides. RefSeq names its product C-C motif chemokine 13-like. Gene Ontology annotation, cellular component: extracellular region. Bases 332 to 652 code for a protein of 106 amino acids. The record is from RefSeq and is a predicted model, not a curated record. Lineage: Eukaryota; Metazoa; Chordata; Actinopteri; Salmoniformes; Salmonidae. Gene Ontology annotation, molecular function: chemokine activity. Gene Ontology annotation, biological process: immune response. The transcript is spliced from 3 exons.
GAUAUUCAGAGUGAAUGAAGGAAUAGAGGGGAGAUUCCCCCGUCAAGUGUCAAUGGGUCUGAUGGACCAGCUCUCUGUAUAAAAGACAGGUCAGAUCAGACCUCAGACAUAGAACCAGAGCAUCAGCUAGACUUCUGACACAGAACCAGACCAGAGCAUCAGAGACCAGAGCAUAAGAAACCAGAACAUCAGAGACCAGAACAUCAGAGACCACAACAUCAGAGACCAGAGCAUCAGAGACCAGAGCAACAGAGACCAGAGCAUCAGAGACCAGAACAUCAGAGAACAUCUCAGACAAUACAAUCUUCAGCAUCUCAACCAUCUCUGAACCAUGAAGACCCUGACUGCUCUACUCCUCCUGGGACUGCUCUGCUCCCUGCAUACGACGUCUGCACAGGGUGUCAUCGCGUUGGAAACGUCAACUGACUGCUGUGUGAAAUUCAGCGCGAGGAUCCCUCUUCAACAAGUGGUUUCUCUCAGAACAACAUCCAGUAGCUGCCCUCGCAAAGCACUGAUUUUCACCACAAAGAAAGGGAAGACAUUUUGUGUUGACCCUUCUGAAGCCUGGGUCCAGAGUCAUGUGACCAAGAUUGAGAGCAGAUCGACUACUGCCAAGACGACGAUGAUGUCAUCAACUACCAUCACCCCCUAACACCCUAACCCUUGUUGGUGCACUUUAAAGGGAAUAGGUUGCCAUUAGUGACACAAACCUUGUCAUGCAUGUCUAUACCCUAUCUGAGAUUGGUAUGGAUUAGGUUCAGUAUAAUGUACUAGGUUUAGGAUAUACCAAUUGUUUAUUUUUCAAUAACUGUAAACAUAUUUGACAUGUAACUAUUCAGUAACCUAUUUAAUAUUUUAUAUUUUGUAAAGCCGUUGAAAAUUUCAAACAUCCUGUGAAAGAGUGGUUCAUAUUAUUAAAUUAACGUAUUGAUGGAUAUA